GUAUGUUCUGAGGCGAGAGAAACACUCACAACACUGAGUUCAGUAAAGAGCAGAGGAGGGCAGACUGGUAGACAAGGCAGCAGAAGGACUGGGGAUAGCCCGAAGAGAAAAGGUGAAAGCCAGGAGAGCCCUACAAAACAAACCACAACAGCAGGAAGAUGGAUGGACAAGUGGCACGGAGCUGCUGGCUGCUCCUCACACUCUCUCUGACAGGUGUUCUUGCUGGUAACUGGUCGGUUCAUCUCCCCUCCAGUCCCAUCUGUGCUGUGAUUGGUUCUUCGGUGAUUCUCCCUUGUUCCUAUGACUACCCUCAAAGUUCUAAUGAAACCAGGGGAGAGGGGAAGCUCUCUACUCAGGUUGGAGGAGGUGAAGAAGGACAACAGUACAAAGUUUUAUCUGAGAUGUGGUGUCUCGAAAACAGCCGCUGUAUCACCCCACGGUAUGUGUUCCACAGCGCUGGUAUUUUCCCAGAUCCAUCUUACCAGAACAGGGUGCAGUACCUGGGACAACCAGGAACAAAGAACUGUUCUCUGAAGAUUUCUAAUCUGAGACAGUCAGACAGUGGAAACUACGUGUUUUACCUCAUCACCAGCCAUCCAACACAGAAGCUGCCAGAGCAGAGAGGCAUACAGCUACUGGUGGCAGACUCUUCUGCUGCAGUCACAGCGUCAGUGAGUCCCUCCACUGGCAUCACUGAGCGUGUGGCCGUACGUCUGGCUUGCUGCAGCCCUUCAGCCACUCCGCAGGUCAGUUACAGAUGGUUCAGGAACACCAGCACUACCACAAGACAUAAUGGACAGGUGUGGAACAUCAGUGAAGUUACUUCUGAUGACUCUGGCAGCUACUACUGUCAGAUACAGACUGGAGAUAAAGUGCAGAGCUCAGCGAUGCUGGACAUUGAUGUAGAGUACGCUCCUCGAAAUACAAUUGUCUCAGUCUCUCCUGCUGGACAGCAACAAAGUGCGCUUCCUGUUACCCUGACCUGCAGCAGUGAUGCUAACCCUCCUGUCCACACGUACACCUGGUACCAUGGUGCAGCAUGUCUCCCUGCAACAGACAAAAGCUUCCAUCAAGCAAGACAAUCCCUGGCUUCACCCACAGGAAGAGGCUCCACGCUCAGCAGUGCCAACAUCACUGCUGAGGAAGACGGGAAGCACUGCUGCGUAGCACGCAACAGACAUGGAUCACAGACUUACACUGUAACACUUUCAAGUCCCGUUGCAAAGGCCUCAUCUGAGUCUACAAGAAGCAAAGCGGUGCUUAUUGGAGUUACCAUCGGUGUCCUGGUGCUUAUUCUAGCCGUGAUUGCCUUUCUUAUGACAAGGAGACAGAUGUCAUCCCAACACCAGUCGUAUGUCCUCACUUCCACAACUACCAUGGAGCCGUAAGGACUCAGCAAGACCAGGACUCACUGUGUACAAAGUCAUAUCUGCAACACCCUACAGCCAACAACAGCAGAAGACACUUUUUUUAUUAUAUUUAACAACCUCACGAUAAGCAGACUUUUUCUCCAGCACCCUCAUACACUCCUGUGCACUUACUUUCACACCUCAUGUUGCAGACACCUUCAAAUUAGUAUUGCAUCGCAUGCUGUGGCACAGUUCAUAUCUUUCUCGACCUCACGACUUAACACAGAGGAAAAACUACUUUCAAGACUCACUGCUGACAGUGAGCUCAGUUCACACAGUGAGAGAACCUGGAGAUCACACAGUGUGAUGGACAUUACGCUCCGACACAUUCCUCUGGAAACCUUCAUUCCUGGAUUUCAAAGCACCAAGCUGAACGAGAAUUAACUUGGACUUAGUAACGACUGAACCACAAGAAACAGUGUUGGAAUAUAUUUGAAUGUUAUAUUGUAUAUUAUAUUCUGUUGGCUCUCGGUUAUCUGAUCAUUUGUUCAAUGUGCAUUUGUACUGUGGGAUAAGCUAAAUGCUUCUGUCAGAAAUUAUAUUUAAUAUAAGAUAGACUGAAUUUUUUAUGCGGUUUUUGGUUGUAAUGUGAAAGUAACAGGUGUGAAUUUGAAUACUGCAUUCAUGGUUCAUUACAUCUGAACAUCCGGACUUCUUGUUGUUAUUUACUGUAUUCAGUGUCCAGGAACAGAAAACGGAAGCAGCUAUUAUUGAAAGUGUGUUAUUGAUUAUAAAGAGCAUGACAAAGAUUAUGAAAAACGCAGUCAUGACGACCCAAUUAAGAGCUGUUAGCGGUUCAGACUGGGUCACGCCUGUGUGGUUCUGAGUAAACUCUUCAGUGAGAUAAGGCACCAACAGAUCCUGACCAGAGCCUGUGGAGGGGGAGGAGGGUGAAAACCAGGAGGACAGUGACUCCGGACACCAGGGCGUCCACUUACAAAAUGUCCUGGGAUAUCAACUCUUCAUCUCGUUAGUCUAUUUUAGGCACAUAUUAAAGUGAGAACAGCUGAGUGUAGUGGUGUACACAUCUUCAUUUUUAAAAGCUAAUGAAGCAAACAAGAGAAGUGCUUCAUUUCCUAAAUAUUUAAAAGGGCAGUUUCAUAAAUGUGCUCAUCAGUUAAAGAGCUUUUGUUUAGUUACUGUUACUGUAUUUUUAACAUUUAUCUGAUGUUUUUAAUGAGAGCAGGUUAUUAGUGCUGCGCUAUCACAUACUAAGCUUCUGAUUGCAAAACUGUUGUAAGCUACAGCCAAUGUCAUGUGAGAUUUGUUCUAAAUGCAAUGUAUUUAGCAUGAAGAGUGAUACCAAGUUUUACAAACUGUAUGAAA
This is a messenger RNA of Seriola dumerili (greater amberjack), 2735 nucleotides long. RefSeq names its product sialoadhesin-like. NCBI's taxonomy places the organism in Eukaryota, Metazoa, Chordata, Actinopteri, Carangiformes, Carangidae. The transcript has 8 exons. Bases 159 to 1388 code for a protein of 409 amino acids. The record is from RefSeq and is a predicted model, not a curated record.